Molecule: messenger RNA, 1450 nt
Organism: Rhagoletis zephyria (snowberry fruit fly)
Lineage: Eukaryota; Metazoa; Arthropoda; Insecta; Diptera; Tephritidae
Gene: RunxA
Product: RUNX family transcription factor Runt related A
Biological process (GO): regulation of DNA-templated transcription
Cellular component (GO): nucleus
Molecular function (GO): ATP binding; RNA polymerase II cis-regulatory region sequence-specific DNA binding; DNA-binding transcription factor activity, RNA polymerase II-specific
Source: RefSeq, a predicted model, not a curated record
UAUGAAGAAUCAAGUGGCGAAAUUCAAUGAUCUAAGGUUCGUGGGACGCAGCGGCAGAGGGAAGAGCUUCACACUCACAAUUACUGUUUCUACGAAUCCGCCACAUAUUGCCACCUACAAUAAAGCGAUCAAAGUGACAGUUGAUGGACCGCGUGAGCCACGUUCAAAGACCAUGUUGUCGCUUUUAGGACAACAGCAACAAUUCCAUUUCGCAUUCGGACAACGACCGUUCCAUUUCUCAGCCGAUCCAUUGUCGGGAUUCCGUAUGCCGCCGAUUGGAAAUUGUCAAAGUGCUGGUAAUACACACUGGGGUUACGGCUCAGCAUCUGCAUACUCACCAUAUUUGGCUGGUAGUGGUCUUUCCUCCUGCACAACUCCAUCAUCGGCUCAAUUUAAUAAUCCAGCACUUGGCUUUACCUGCUCCUCCAACGAUCAGUCAAACAAUCAGGACUUUACUGGCGGCACAAAUCGCGAUUGUGUACCAAUGCUACCCGACUCUACGGCCACCGAUUUGGAUCAGCAUUUGAGUAACCUGGUCGGCUCUACCACCGGACAAAUGACACAUCACAGCCUGCUGGGCUCGAGCGGUCAAUCGGCAAUUUCCUCCACCGUCAAUGGCGUCGGCGUCGGUUCGAAUUCGAUUUUGGUGCCACGCUAUCAUCAUAGCAAUACCAACAACGAUUACAAUGUACACUCCAGCCAAAAUGGGCCACGAAGUUUGAGCGAUUCCUCGCAAGCCGAAUCGCCGGUACAGGAAGAUCUGCUCACUACGAAUACACCAAAUUUAGGAGGUGGUGGCGGAGCAGGCGCUGGCGGUGGCGGCGCUGGUGCCAAUGGCUCAAACAACGGCAGCGCUAAUGGCAGCAACGGUGCCGGCGGUGGCAGCGGAUCUAACUCUUCAGCGGCAAACAAUUCGCUUGUCGGCGCCAACCAAAACUUUCCCGGGCUGGUAAAUCAGACACAGAACCCCGCCGUCUAUAGUGGUGGUAGCAGCGCCGGCGUUGGUGUCGGCGUAGGCGUGGGCGGAGGAGGUGCAGGCGCAACCGGUGCUGGCUGUAAUGGUUCACUCUAUCCCGUCCUGCCGGCAAGUCUACUCUACUCUCAACUCUACACUGCGGCCAAUCAGACACAUGGCUUUCACUCGCACGCACUAACACCCACACACGCCUCGCCCAACUCGUCGGUACACGGCGCCGAACUGCAAAGCGUUAUGGAUCAUAUCAACAAUGUGGGCGUGGGAGUGGGUGUGGGCGUACGUCAGCAGCACAACAUUAUGGCCGGUGGUGGUGUAACGCAUCCGGGUGAUCUGACGUUGAUCGGCAAUUGUGGUGCGUCGGUGCGAAAUAUCGAGGAUGGCAGCAAUACGCAACGACAGGUCGCCGCAUUGGCUGCACAUCGCGGACACCACACACCCACCGAUAAUGGGGGCAGCGUGUGGCGGCCAUAUUGA